CGCGCGGGACCGGGGCCUGGGGUGGCACCCGCGGCGCCAUGGAGCUGCUGUCUGCGCUGAGCCUGGGCGAGCUGGCGCUCAGUUUCUCCCGGGUACCGCUUUUCCCUGUCUUUGACCUGAGCUACUUCAUUGUCUCCAUUAUCUACCUCAAAUAUGAGCCAGGAGCAGUGGAGCUGUCCCGGCGCCACCCGGUGGCGUCCUGGCUGUGUGCCAUGCUUCACUGCUUUGGGAGUUACAUCCUGGCUGACCUACUCCUCGGGGAGCCGAUCAUUGAUUACUUCAGCAACAACUCCAGUGUCCUGCUGGCCUCAGCCGUAUGGUACUUGAUUUUCUUCUGUCCCCUGGAUCUUUUCUACAAGUGUGUCUGUUUCCUGCCAGUAAAACUAGUCUUCGUAGCCAUGAAGGAGGUGGUGAGGGUCCGCAAGAUUGCUGUGGGCAUCCAUCAUGCCCAUCACCACUACCACCAUGGGUGGUUUGUCAUGAUUGCCACCGGCUGGGUCAAAGGCUCUGGUGUUGCCCUCCUGUCCAACUUUGAGCAGCUUCUUCGAGGGGUCUGGAAGCCAGAGACCAAUGAGAUCCUGCAUAUGUCCUUCCCCACCAAGGCCAGCCUCUACGGAUCUAUCCUGUUCACGCUGCAGCAGACCCGCUGGCUCCCAGUGUCCAAGGCCAGCCUCAUCUUCAUCUUCACCAUGUUCAUGGUGUCCUGCAAGGUGUUCCUGACAGCCACCCACUCCCAUAGCUCUCCAUUUGAUGUCCUGGAGGGCUAUGCCUGUCCUGUGCUGUUUGGAACAGCCUGGGGAGGAGACCAUCACCAUAACAACCACGGGGCACCCCAUGGUGGUGGGCCAGGCACCCAGCAGUGUGCUCUGUCCCCCAAGUCCAAGGAGGAGCUGAGUGAGGGCUCCAGGAAGAAGAAGACCAAGAAAGCGGAUUAGGGGUGGGCAGGGAACCCAUGGAGCACCAAGGAUAGGAUAAGGACUCAGGGUCCUCAGAAUUUAGUGGCAGCCUGUGUUCAGAAUUCUCCUCUGUGGCCUUUAACUUCCCCAUGUGCAAAAUGGGGCCAUCUAUCCACUCUAGGGUUGAUGUAGGAGUUAAAUGAAAUACAAGGGUGGAGGAUUUUGUUAGGAAUGGACAGUCCCUCUCUUUCUGUCUGCCAGGCCCCUCACAGCUUUGGGGGGAGGGACACACAGAAUACUGGCAGUGCCUCCUGUCAGAAACUCUGGCGGUUAUAGUCUCAGUUCUAAUUCUUUAUUCUCUGAAAUUGUAUCUUGCCAAAAGAAUUUAAAGCCAUGUUGAUAUUUGUUUAUUUCAUGGACAAUUUUCAAAGUACCUCCUGCAAGUGAAGUGUUGUGAUCCCAGUCAAUUCUUGCCCAGGAUCAUCAGUGGCUAGAACCUCCCCCCAUGCUCCCAACUGUCUGAGUCCUGGUGGGUGUCCUUGGUCAGUAUGCUUCCCUUCUCUGAGGCUCAUGUUUUCUAUCUGUAUUGUGGAGACCUUGGAUCUUUCCCUAUGUGGAAAGGCUGAAGUGAAGGAAGAUGUGAACAAGCGUUCUAGGCAGCCUACACCUAUGAGGGGAGACUAGGGCCAUUGUACAUGGACAAUUGCAGAGGGCUUUGUAUUUUAGGUCACUUAUGUUCCUGAUCAGAGAGUCUUGUAAGUUACCUGGCUCAAAAAAGGCCCUCAGUAGAGUAGUUUAGAGAAUUCAGAGGGUGAGUUUUGGCUUCCAGUUGCAACCACACCAAAGAAAUGCAGCUAGUUACAUAGUCAUGGUGUGUCUAAGAUCCAGUGAUUUCCAAGCACUCAUAGGUAUGAUCUGGAAGAAUAAAGCCACCCUCAUCCCUGAGCAAUAUCGCUCAUUCAGUCAUUCAACAAAUACAUUGAUGCCUGCUUUUGGCCCACUCUUCUGCUGUUUCUGGAGUGGGCCAAGAGCUUGUGUGGAGCAAAGGAGAGGUGAAGCCAAAGCCUCCAGGACAUCUGAGAGGGGCAAAUGGUGUGGGCAUGGCAGCCUCAGGUUUGCUUGGGGCUCAGAUUAAGUUAUGGUUCCACAUGUUACCCAUUUAUGAGAAUGUGCCUUGUUCCAGUAAUGUCCUGAGGUGAGGUGGGUCCUCAGGCUGUAAGCACCCCCAGUUUCAUCUUUGUGCAUGUCCAUCAAAGCUCAGCGUGAGGGGCCAGCCAAUAAAUCAGGUGUGAGUGAA
Molecule: messenger RNA, 2193 nt
Organism: Jaculus jaculus (lesser Egyptian jerboa)
Lineage: Eukaryota; Metazoa; Chordata; Mammalia; Rodentia; Dipodidae
Gene: Tmem38a
Product: transmembrane protein 38A
Exons: 6
Coding region: 39-935 (298 amino acids)
Biological process (GO): potassium ion transmembrane transport
Cellular component (GO): membrane
Molecular function (GO): potassium channel activity; identical protein binding
Source: RefSeq, a predicted model, not a curated record